Halteromyces radiatus is the source of this 1357-nucleotide messenger RNA. Its product is annotated as endopeptidase. Gene Ontology annotation, biological process: proteolysis. Gene Ontology annotation, molecular function: aspartic-type endopeptidase activity. The coding region runs from base 22 to 1221 and encodes 399 amino acids. Lineage: Eukaryota; Fungi; Mucoromycota; Mucoromycetes; Mucorales; Cunninghamellaceae. The record is from RefSeq and is a predicted model, not a curated record. The transcript is spliced from 5 exons.
UUUUUUUUUUUUUUAACAAACAUGAAACUUUUUAGUUUAACGACAAUAGUGGCUACAUUUAUUACUAUAGAAGCUGCUUUUACAAGGAUUCCUAUCAAAAAAGCAGAUGAAACUCCUUUUGAAAAAAUGCAGCGUUAUGCUCAUACAAGUGAAUACUUGAGUCAAAAGUAUUUUGGUAGUCGAUUGCCUCAAACUAACAUGAUGGAUGCUUACAAGAUGCAUUGUCAAGGUAAUGUUAAUCAUGGUGUUCCAUUGUCAAACUAUAUGAAUGCUCAGUACUAUGGUACCAUUGAAAUUGGCACACCACCUCAACCAUUUACAGUGGUAUUUGAUACAGGAUCAUCCAAUCUCUGGGUGCCUUCCAAACAUUGUACUUCUAUUGCUUGUUUCUUACAUAAACGAUACGAUUCUAGCAGUUCGAACAGCUUUGUGGAAAAUGGGACAGAAUUCUCUAUUCAAUAUGGGUCAGGCUCUCUUGAAGGGUUUAUCAGUCAAGAUACGGUCCGUGUGGGUGGUAUUGCUUUACCUCAUCAAGGAUUUGCAGAAUCGACCAAGGAACCAGGUUUCACGUUUGCUAUGGCACGAUUUGAUGGUAUUUUGGGAUUGGGGUAUGAUACCAUUGCUGUACAACAUGUCGUACCUCCGUUUUUCAACAUGGUGCAUCGUGAUUUGUUGGAUAGUCCUGUCUUCUCCUUUUGGCUCAACAACAAUGGCGGUGAAGACGAUGGUGGUGAAUUGGUGUUUGGUGGUAUGGAUCCUGCUCAUUAUCAAGGCGACAUCACUUGGGUACCUGUCACCCGUCGAGGCUACUGGGAAAUUGAAUUGCAAAACAUAAAGUUCAAUGGUGAUUACGUUGAUCUCGAUCCUAUUGGUGCUGCUAUCGAUACUGGCUCUUCUCUUUUGAUUGCGCCUAAUACCCUAGCCGAGUUGAUCAACAGCGAACUUGGGGCCGAGAAGAAUUGGGCUGGUCAAUAUACGAUUGAUUGUGAUAAAAUCCCUGAUUUGCCGGAAUUCUGCUUUGUGUUUGGUGGAAAGGACUUUUGUUUGGAUGGUACUGAUUAUAUCUUACAAGUUCAAAAUCAAUGUAUCUCUGGUUUCAUGGGAAUGGAUAUCCCUAGCCCUGCUGGUCCUCUUUGGAUUGUGGGUGAUGUCUUCCUUCGAAAAUACUACAGUGUUUAUGAUCUUGGAACGAAUCAAGUUGGUUUUGCAAAGGCAACUUAGUCUUUAUUUGUCUAUAUUUUUGUUAGUUUAGCUUACUUUAGUGUGUCAUAUCUCUGUUUUAUAUCUUUUUUUUUUUUUUGUCAAUAAAGCUGGUUUUGUAUUACCUUUCUUUUGGAUGCUGCGGUCAAGAUAAAGG